Theileria parva strain Muguga is the source of this 1853-nucleotide messenger RNA. RefSeq lists its product as uncharacterized. The record is from RefSeq and is a predicted model, not a curated record. The transcript has 3 exons. Bases 580 to 1785 code for a protein of 401 amino acids. Lineage: Eukaryota; Apicomplexa; Aconoidasida; Piroplasmida; Theileriidae.
UGUGUAAACAAUAAAUAAUUUCUAUCCUGUUUUAUGGAUAACCGAAUCUUCUUUGUCGGUAUUUCCGUAGUAUAUAUUUGAAAUUAUUGAGGGAUCGCUUUCUUUUGGAUAUUCAACCGGCAUAACAUUUUUCAAAUAGAAAUUACUAACGGCUGGAUUACCUAAUACGUAGUAAAUCAGGGAAGGAAAUAUAAACAUUGCGGAUAUGUAAAAAAUGCCAAAUCCUUUCCUGUUUUUUUGCCACUUUACCUCCCUAUUAAAAUUAUAUCCCCAAAGUGCCAUUUAAACAAUGUUAUAUCAUAUAUCAGAUCAAUGUUUGGUGGUUAUUUUCGUUAUCCCCUUCUUACAAAUGAUCAUCCUUCUAGUACCAACAACUUAAAGUUUAAACACAAUAACUUAACUAAUUACUGUUUUGAACCAUAUUAAAAAUUUUAAAUUAUCUUAAGAAUAAAUUAUUUUCUGAUUUAAAUAUCUAUUAAAAUAACAUCUAAUGUCAGAUGUAUAAGGCAUCACUACAAUGAUACUUAAUAUUUUUAGAUUAAAUACUGAUGAAAAUUAUUAUUUACUAUCUUUUAAUUUAUGGAUGAUUAUGAUGAUAUUUUUGGGCACGAUGUGAGGGACACCUCUCACUUACAGAUAGUCUCUUCUGAUGAGGAGGACUUUAGCUCUAAAACUCCUGAAAACACUAGAUCCAGAAAUUCUCAAGGGCUCUUUUCUAUCAGUAAUAAACCCGAAACAGUUGAAGAGAGGUUUGAUAGACAUUAUAGACUAGAUAAAAGUCUCAGAUCCGACAUAAGUGACGAUGCACAAAUCAUAAUUGACGAGUUAAACAAGAUAUUUGAUCAAUCUGAGCAAGUUGAUAAGCCUGAAAAUGAACCUGCCAAAGAAGAUAAACAAGAAAAUUUAAUUUCAAAGGGUAUAAACAUAAUAAAUACAAUAAAAUCUAGCCUGGUACAUGGAUCCAAGGAACCGACCAAGGAAGUGGAAGGGGCCAAUAAUUCAAAUUCAAAAAAUUUAAGAUUUACCUCCAGAACAAAAAGGACCAGAGCAUGCACCGGGACUAAUUUAAACAAUGAUCCCAACCUCAAUGAUUUAUUUAGCUCCUCGAGUUCAGAGUCUGCCUUAGGUAAUGAUGAAGAGUAUGACCCAACUGACCCCUCUGGCCUAAACCUCAAAAAACCCCGAAAAAACACUUCUACAACUAAAAAAUCCCCUAAAAAAUCUAACACACCUACUAAAUCUAAGAAACCUGACUCCUCUAUAUUAAACAGGUUUGACAAGUUUGGGUUUGAUAACUUUCCUACGCCUGAAGAACCCGACCCAUUUGAUAACCAAAGUUUUCAACGAGCUCAAGAUAACUUAACUGAUACGUUUUGCUUGAAGUUCGCUGUGGUUGACCAAAACAAAAAGGUAAUUAAUGACCCAAGGUUAGACACUGUUUACGUCAAAACGUCUGAAACUUUGGGUAACAUAGCUAAGAAAUUAGGUGAGAUGUACGGUCUGGAUCAAGAAAAUUUUGUAAAGAUUAAAAUAAUUAUAGACGGAGACCCUCAGGACCAUAAUAUUCAAAUCGGCGAUCCCCAACUAUGCAUCGAGAAUAAUAUGCAAAUAGAUAUCAAAUUCCCACCUAAAGAAGACUUUAAAGCUUCUGGUACUUCAAGAAAGAACAAGCAUACUGAAAAAACCAAGAAAACCAACAAACCUAAGCCCUCAGUAGCUAAUACUAAUCAAAAUUGUCACUCAUCAAAUCCUAUUGAAAUUAUAGAAAUUGUGGAAAUCGACUAAUUCACCUAUAUAGUGUAUAAUAUUUCUUUGUAUUUUAAUUUUGUAAUUGAUAAUUUAAUUUUAUUGUA